AUGGAUACUCUUCUCAUGGCUACACGAAUCAGAUGCCUUCAUGCUCCCACAUCAUCAUCCUACGCUCUCCCUAAGCAAUCCCGUUCGCCGGCGAUUUACCAGCUCCGUUGCAGUAGCGCACGGCUGUUGUCCUACCGAUCGGUGACUACGACCAUAUGCGGGAGACAAUCCGAUUUGAGAUUCCGCUUCCCGGUUACUCGGAAAAUCACUUCUCCGAUGAGACGUGUAUUUUCCGCCUCUGCUUUGACGGAGCGUUCUUCAGCUCCUUCUAAUCGGAAACUUAUUGUGGCCAACUCCGUCGUCAUCGUAGCCUUAGCUGUAGCUAAUCGCGUGCUCUACAAACUCGCUUUGGUUCCCAUGAAGCAGUACCCUUUCUUCUUAGCUCAGCUCAAUACUUUCGGCUACGUCUUGAUUUACUUCACCAUUCUGUACAUGAGGUCCCGUCUAGGCAUUGUGACCCGUGAAAUGUUGAGUGUUCCCAAAUGGAGAUUCGCUAUCAUCGGUUUCCUCGAAGCUCUUGGAGUUGCCACUGGCAUGGCUGCAGCUGCCAUGCUUCCUGGACCAGUUAUUCCGCUUUUGAAUCAGACGUUUUUGGUGUGGCAGCUGCUUUUUGCUAUUCUUAUUUUGGGCAGGAGGUUCUUGCUUAACCAAAUUUCCGGUUGCUUGCUUGUUGUUGUGGGCGUUGUGGUGGCUGUUUCAAGUGGAUCUGGUGCAGAUCAUACGCUAUCCGGAAUCGGUUUGCUAUGGCCUGCUGUAAUGGUAGCAUCUGCUGCUUUUCAAGCUGGUGCGUCUAUCAUAAAGGAAUUUGUUUUCAAUGAUGCUGCAAAGCGUCUUGAGGGAAAGUCACUGGAUAUAUUUGUGGUGAAUUCAUUUGGAUCUGGAUUUCAGGCUCUUUUUGUGUUUCUGCUGUUGCCUUUUCUCUCAAACUUGAAAGGGAUUCCAUUUGCCAGCCUUCCUUCGUAUCUAAAAGAUGGCGCCGGCUGCUUCUUCAACAUUGGAGCUAAGAUUUCUGGCUGCGAUGGUGCUCCUAUACUCCCACUGCUCUAUAUAGCCACCAAUCUCGCUUUCAACAUCUCGUUGCUCCAUCUGGUUAAAAUAUCUUCAGCAAUCGUUUCCUCUCUCGCUGUGAUGCUCUCAGUGCCAUUAUCGGUGUACAUAAUGUCAAAACCCUUGCCGUAUCUACCUGGAGGUACAAGCUUGAGCUCCAAUUUCAUGAUGGGGAGUGUAGUUCUGGUUAUAGGUCUUCUUCUCUACAACAUUUCCACCACUCCAACUAAGCAAGACACCAAGACCUCCUAA
Molecule: messenger RNA, 1299 nt
Organism: Microthlaspi erraticum
Lineage: Eukaryota; Viridiplantae; Streptophyta; Magnoliopsida; Brassicales; Brassicaceae
Source: the annotation of a GenBank genome assembly